GAGUGAACUGUUCGUCCGAAGAGAGGUGCUUCUUCCCAAGGAGAUUUGAAUAUAAAAAUCUAAAGCAACGUAAUAUUAUAAAUAAAAAUCCUGUAUAAAAGCGGAUAUAAAUUAUAAAAUAUAAAAAAAAAAAACAAAAUAAAGUAGUGGAUUAAACGAGUGCAGCAGUGUUGAGUUGAGAAUAUAAAAGCGUGUCAUUUUAUAACGGAUUAUUUUCAAAACCCAACCUUUCAUAACGGAUUAUUUUAUUAAAAACACAUACGAAAACCCCAAGACACUCAGUUGAUUCACUUUGGUGUUGGAGUGUUUUCAUAUAUGUUAUCCCCCAGACUUGGACGUAACAGUAUUUAAAUUAAGGAUUUCCAAAACUACACAGACACCCUAACACACAACAUGGGACAACCACAUAGGCGAUCGAAUUGGCUGGCUUUAUUUUGUAUAGUUUUAACGUUAAAGAAUGCUUACUGUGAGGGACCUCAUGUGGACUCUGCUUCCCUGCCACUUGAACACAGAUCGGUAUAUGGAGCACCACCGCCCUCACCCGUUUAUGGAUCACCACAAACAGCAUUAGCUGCCAGUCCCAGCAAUGAUAUCGCCGACGAAGCCUGGCCGUUGGCCACGACGAACGAUAGCCCCCAGAUCAAACACUUGCAGGUGCAAUGUGAAAAGACCCACAUGCGCGUCAAUAUCGAAUUCGAUCGACCCUUCUAUGGCAUGAUCUUCUCGAAGGGCUUCUACAGUGAUCCCCAUUGUGUCCAUUUGAAACCGGGCACAGGUCAUUUGAGCGCCACAUUUGAAAUUUUCCUCAACAGCUGCGGCAUGACAAGUUCGGCAAAUCACAAUGCUGCCGGCUAUGGAGCACCCACACCAUCGGGCAGUUAUGUAGAGAACACAAUUAUCAUCCAAUACGAUCCCUAUGUCCAGGAGGUUUGGGAUCAGGCCAGAAAAUUGCGUUGCACUUGGUAUGAUUUCUAUGAAAAGGCUGUGACCUUCCGACCUUUCCAGGUUGAUAUGUUGCACGCCGUUACCGCCAACUUCUUGGGUGAUAAUUUGCAGUGCUGGAUGCAAAUCCAGGUUGGUAAGGGACCUUGGGCUUCGGAAGUGUCAGGUAUUGUUAAGAUUGGUCAGACCAUGACCAUGGUGUUGGCCAUCAAGGACGAUGAGAACAAGUUCGAUAUGUUGGUACGCAACUGUGUGGCUCAUGAUGGCAAACGUGCACCCAUUCAACUGGUAGAUCAAAAUGGCUGUGUUGUCAGACCAAAGAUUAUGAGCAAAUUCCAGAAGAUCAAGAACUUCGGACCAUCGGCAUCAGUUGUUAGCUUUGCUUACUUCCAGGCCUUCAAAUUCCCCGACUCCAUGAAUGUCCACUUCCAAUGUGUCAUACAGGUGUGUCGCUACAACUGCCCUGAACCCAAGUGCGGACCUAGUUUGGCCGGCGGUGAGUAUGGUGUACCACAAAUUGGUGGUAAUGCCCUCUCCUCCGAGUACGGACCACCAGAGCCCUAUGAACGUGGAGACUUUGGUCUUGGCGGUUUGCCACCAGCAGCCUAUCCCGAUCCCAGACAUCAAGCCGGUGAUUCGACCGGUGCCUAUUCCGAAAAUCAACCAGAUGUUGUACCCUCACCCCAGGCCCAAACCGCCGGCAUUGCUGAUUCAGGUCCAGCUAGCUCUCAGGCCCCCGCCCAAAAUCCCAAUGAUUUGCACAUGCCUCCACCACCAUUGCCCGGCCAACCAGGCCAAUACAGUACCGUUAAGCGCAAGGACGACAUGGAAGGUGGAAAUUUGGUAUCGCUGGGUGGCCGUCCUCGCUCCGUUGAAGGACUUGAUGAUUUACGUGGUGUCCGCAGGCGCCGUGAUACCAUUGACGUUGUGGUCAAGCCAAGAAUCUACAAACGUGAUGCCCAAGAAAUGACCGAUGUCAACACCAGCCGCAUCAUUCAAGUGGUUGCCCCCGGUGAUGUGAACUUUGCCCUCAACAGCAAUGCCAACAACGAAACAGUGGUCAUACAAUCAGCACGCAAUGCUGAUCCAGAAACCAUCUGUAUGUCGGUGCCCAGCUUUGUAGGCGGUCUGGUUAUGCUCCUACUUGUUUUGGCUGUUGCCUCCCUAGUCGCUGCUUUCCUCUUUGUUCGUGUCCGACAUUUCGAUCGCAAAGGAGCACCCAUGGGUUAUCACAAUUAAGUUGUUAUUGUUAGUUGGGCCCAACAAACUAGGCCCACGCCGCCUAACUUCCACAUAGACUUCUCAAGCUUCUCACCCAAUGCGAAAUCCCCAUUGUUACUGCUGGUUGCGACGACAUCUCUUUACAAAAACAUCCAUUACCUCUCAUCGAUAGAAACAACAAAUUCAACAAAUCAUGAUAUAAACAAAAGAAAGAAAGAUAGAAAAAAACCAACAACAACAAACCAUAAAAAGGAUUCUCUUAUUAUUAUUUAUGUAUGUGUGUAAUUUAUUUAUUAAUUAAUUUAUUUAUUAUUUUUGUAUUAUUUAUUUCCGUUCUAAAUGCAAAAACAAAAACAAAUGGACUUUUUUGUAUUUAUUUAAUUAAGUUUCGAAAAACUAACGAAUAAAAAAACAAAACAACACGAAAUGAAAAAAA
Messenger RNA from Musca domestica (house fly), 2599 nucleotides. RefSeq names its product cuticlin-4 (gene dyl). The transcript is spliced from 4 exons. Bases 394 to 2181 code for a protein of 595 amino acids. The record is from RefSeq and is a predicted model, not a curated record. Lineage: Eukaryota; Metazoa; Arthropoda; Insecta; Diptera; Muscidae.